Pseudogymnoascus destructans is the source of this 1703-nucleotide messenger RNA. RefSeq lists its product as uncharacterized. The transcript is spliced from 2 exons. Gene Ontology annotation, biological process: cellular response to nitrosative stress; nitric oxide catabolic process. Gene Ontology annotation, cellular component: intracellular anatomical structure. Bases 1 to 1329 code for a protein of 442 amino acids. The record is from RefSeq and is a predicted model, not a curated record. Gene Ontology annotation, molecular function: oxygen binding; nitric oxide dioxygenase [NAD(P)H] activity; heme binding. Lineage: Eukaryota; Fungi; Ascomycota; Leotiomycetes; Thelebolales; Thelebolaceae.
AUGUAUUUAACAUCCCUCAGGCGCCCCCCAAUGCGCCUCCCACAACAUCUCAACAUACUCCUUCGGACCACCCUUCCCGCCCCCGCCCCAAUCCGUCACACCUCCCCCCUCCACACCUCAGCCCCCCCCGCCCUCACCCCAGAGCAAACCGCCAUCGUGAAAUCCACCGCCCCCGUCCUCGAGCAGCACGGCAACGCCAUCACCUCCCACUUCUACAAGCGCAUCCUUGCCGCCGUCCCCGAGCUACGCAAUGUCUUCAACGCCGCCCACCAAGAGUCAGGUGAGCAGCAAUCCGCGCUCGCCCGCGCGGUCUGGGGCUACGCUGCACACAUCGGCGACCUGGACAAGCUCUCCUCAACCGUCUCGCGCAUCGGGCACAAGCAUGCCGGUCUCGGCGUGGCGCCAGAGCACUACCCCAUCGUAGGCGAGCACCUCCUGGCCUCCAUCCAAGAAGUCCUCGGCGACGGCGUAAACGCAACCGUAAUGGAGGCCUGGGCAGCCGCCUAUGCCCAGCUGGCCGCAAUCUUCAUCGGAUUCGAGAAAGGUCUCUACGAUGCCGCUGCCGCUACCCCAGGCGGGUGGAACGGAUGGCGCUCAUUCGUGGUCGAGCAGAAGACUCUCGAGAGCGGGGAAAUCACCUCCUUCCACCUCGCGCCGCAAGAUGGGCUUUCCCUCCCCCCCUUCCGCCCGGGCCAAUUCGUAACGAUCCGCUGCUUUGUGCCAGGUCUGAACCUGUUCCAGCCGCGUCAGUACUCGCUCUCUGCCCCUCCUGGAUCCUCACGCUUCCGUAUCUCGGUCAAGCGUGAGGGCCCGGGCGCUGAUAGGCCUGCGGGUCAUAUCUCGAGCUUGUUGCAUGAUGGGACGCCCGAGGGCGCGGUGCUGGAUUUGAGUAUGCCGUAUGGCGAUUUCACGCUCAAUGCUGAGGCGACCACUCCUGUAGUCCUGCUCAGUGGUGGCGUGGGUCUGACGCCCAUGUUAUCGAUGCUGCAGACUAUCACAUCCGGUCCAUCGGAGCGGAAAGUGCAUUUCGUGCACGCAGCGCGAAACCGCGGUGCGCACGCUAUGCGCGACGAGCUAGCGGCUGCGGUAGAAAAGAACGGGAACGUGUCGAGGGCGGUGUAUUAUGACGAGGUGGGGAAGGAGGGUGUGAAGGGCGUGGAUUAUGAUUUCCAGGGCCGCGUGGAGUUUGCGAGGACGGAGGAGCUGGUGGAGGGCGCGGAUUAUUAUAUUUGUGGCCCGGUGCCGUUUAUGGCGAAGCAGAGGGCGGAUUUGGAGAGGUUGGGGGUGGAGCCGGGGAGGAUUCAUUCGGAGGUGUUUGGGGCUGCGUAGAGGUUUGGGGGGUAGGAGAUGUAUGGUAUGUGUACUGUAGAGAGGUUUCUUUUUGUUUUGGCGUAGGGGUGGCUUUGGGAUAGACUCUCCCCUCAUUGAUUGCGGGUGUGUAGAACUAGGAUAAAGGUAGAGAGAGGUACUGAUAGAUGGGUACUGAUAGAUGGAUAUAGAGAUAGAGAUAGAAAAGUCCACUCUCGUUAGAUGAAGGAAUUGGCACUGUAUAUAAUUUAGACUGCUUGCUAUUACAUUUACUGUCACGUUCUUCUUGCUUGGCUUUUUGUUUGUGAGCUCAGCAUUGUGGUAACCAGCCUCGACAACGAGAUACAAGUGUGCGGCUUGCAUCUCCUGGGUAUCUACAUCAAACAACAGAGGAC